This is a messenger RNA of Mesorhabditis spiculigera, 819 nucleotides long. Lineage: Eukaryota; Metazoa; Nematoda; Chromadorea; Rhabditida; Rhabditidae. The record is from the annotation of a GenBank genome assembly.
AUGCCCUCAAAAGGAAUCUGCCCGCUAACGACUCCAGCCCCCAGACCACCCCUCGUCUUCAUUGCCAUUCUGGAGUAUUUGGUCAGUCUGCUCCGCCAAUCGAAUAUCCGCGUCGAGCGCGCCCCGCGUGAAAGACGUGAUAUCACAGGGGGGAUCCGAUCGGCCAUUGGGGUGGGCCCCCGGAUGUUUGUCGAUGGGAACGAUAGCCCACACCCUAUCACACGCCAUCUCCAUCCACCCCUCCAGAACCACCUAGCCGACGCCGCGGCCAACGCCAUUUGCAACCCAUCCGCCCGCCACGCACAUUCCCGCGCCGAUGAGCGCGGCACCGCCGAUUCUGUCCUUGCCGAUCAUACCACAAAACCCCCAUGCUGUCGUGAUCACCUCUCUGCGACAACUUGUGCUCGCCUCCUCCGCUCGAACCCACGCCAUUUUGGUGAUCGAUGCAAUCUAGACGCGGAAUUUCGACUGGUCCAAUGCUGCGGAACUUGCAAUAAAAGCGGCCUGGCGAUGGCCUACGAUUUGGUGGCUAGGUCCCUAGUUUCGGCCCAAUGCUUUGAUCGUCACGGACCUGGUUUCUGCAGUCGGUACGUUAAUAGCACAGAACCGUACCAUCAGCCGGUGAAGCCAUGGAAGUGCGAUGGGGAGAAUCCGCAGAUUGCUUUUCGAUCUUGUCGACAGUCGUGUGGGUUUUGCGACUUCAAGAUCGUUAACUACACGCUGGAGAACGCGAUCAAGGCCUGCAAGGUGAGCGUCCAAAAAACAUGGCGCGAUCGCUGGGGCCCAAGGAUGAAGCCGGGACAUCUCGAUCGAAUUGGC